AUGAAUGAAAGCUGGUUUGAUGAUUGGGAUGCUAAUUAUCUGAACGAUGCUCUCAUAGGUGAGUGUAAUAAGGCUAUCGAAGGUUCACCGAUUGAAGCAAGUGGGAUUGUCUGUGGACCAAUACUGCGAUUAAUUUCUGUUGACUAUAAAAGACUUUUAUAUAUCGGAUCAAUUUUAUUAGUGACGAAGAACCUUGGACCAAGCAGUCCCCCUACAAUACGAUAUCUAAUAGGUCCUUCUAAGAAGAGAACCAGUGAACAUGAUCUGAAAUCUGGCAAUUUUGGCUCGAAAUUGUUUUACACUGAUGAAUUGUUAGCCGAUGAGUUCCAUUUCUUUAGAUAUUCAAUUGAAUUACCGCUUGUCACUUAUGAACAGAUGGUUAAAUAUGAAAUUGACGGUAAAUUCCAACCGCAAUACAGAUUUUUUAUUCCAGCUGAUAAUACAAAUUUCAACUCAAUAGCAUAUUCAUGCAAUGGCUUUUCUCUCUCUGUAAAUACUACAACUUUCAAGGGAUCUCUUUGGUACGAUAUUCUGCGCAAGCAUACUAAAAUACACUAUAAUGUGAUGCUUGGUGGAGGAGACCAGAUUUAUAGCGAUUCCAUAAAAUUGUAUUCCGCCAAGGUUAAAAAAUGGGCAGAAACUAAGGAUCUCGUUAAGAAAUAUUCUAUGAAAGUGACACCUGAUGUUCAACUAGAAAUAUACAAUUUUUACCUUCAAGAAUAUAUUGAAUGGUUUGGAUAUGGUCAUUGGCAUGGAUCAACACCAGAAUCUAUGACCACACAGCGUUGUUUCCCUAUUGCAAUGUGUACCAUACCUUCUAUUAACAUCUGGGAUGACCAUGAUAUCAUUGAUGGAUUUGGUUCAUAUAAUGAUACAUUCAUGAAGACAGAUAUUUUCAGUUCAAUUGGCAAGGCAGCUUAUAAAUAUUACAUGCUGUUUCAACAUCAUUCGAAUAUGGAUGGCUCUGACGACGAGCAUUAUUUACAAAAUUCCAAUUGGAUUCUUGGGCACAAGCCAGGCGUAUAUAUUGGAGAAAAAUCACACUCAUUAUUUACAAGAUUAGGUCCCAAUAUUGGUUUAUUAGGACUGGAUUGUAGAACAGAGAGGAAAAGAAAAGAGAUUGUUUCCCCAGAAACUUAUGACACGGUUUUUUACCGGUUGACUGAAGAAAUAGCAAGGCAGCCGAAGCUAGAUCAUCUUUUAGUAAUGCUAGGCGUCCCUAUUGCAUAUCCUAGAAUGGUUUGGCUUGAGUGGAUGUUUUCUUCGCCAUUGCUUGCGCCGUUGAAAUGGUUGUCGAAAAAGGGCAUCAUCGCUAGAGGCCUUGUCAACGAGUUUAAUGGUGAGGUAGAAUUGUUAGAUGACUUGGAUGACCAUUGGUGUGCAAGACAUCAUAAGAGGGAGCGUAACUAUUUGAUGGCAAGGUUACAGGAUUUUAGUGCGCGUCAUGGUGUUCGUAUCUCCAUCCUUUCAGGUGAUGUACAUUUAGCCUCUGUUGGGAGAUUUACUGCAAAGCUACAUAGACGUCAUCUAUUUGGAAAUAAACGUAUAGAAGAAGAAAAUAAGAAAGUUCUUUCAGAGCCCGAAAAUGACGUUAGGCUCAUGUUUAAUAUUAUAUCUAGUGCUGUAGUCAAUACACCGCCACCUGAUGGUAUGGCACGGUUCCUUCAGGCAAGAGGUACAAAGGUUCAUCAUUUUGAUUAUGAAACAGAAGAAGAUUGUGUGGCAAUUUUUAGAACUGACGUUGAUGGAGUUCUAAAUAGGAAAGCUAGUUGCUUUUCGAAUCGCAGGAAUUGGUCAGAUAUUAUACCUGUUGAAAAUGUGUUUAAUAAUGAGUAUUUACAGUCAAAAUUGAAUCUGAAUAUAAACGAUUAUAUUUUGCCCGGGAUCAUUGAUGAGGUAAAAGGCAAGGCAGUAUUAAAGAAAGAGAGCAAAAGUGAAAUUACUAAGAAAAAUCAAGCAUAUCCUGUAACCAAGAGAGGAAUAUUCGCUACGAUUCAUGUGGAGAAAAACUGCGAAAAUAAAAGCUCCGACACAGUGCCUUAUAUGCUGCCAAUUCCUGAACUGAGAGAAUACAAGAAAAAACUCUCCCAUUAUGGGAUGAAGCACCUCGAAUAA
Molecule: messenger RNA, 2115 nt
Organism: Kazachstania africana CBS 2517
Lineage: Eukaryota; Fungi; Ascomycota; Saccharomycetes; Saccharomycetales; Saccharomycetaceae
Exons: 1
Coding region: 1-2115 (704 amino acids)
Cellular component (GO): membrane
Source: RefSeq, a predicted model, not a curated record